This is a messenger RNA of Limulus polyphemus (Atlantic horseshoe crab), 944 nucleotides long. RefSeq lists its product as uncharacterized. The record is from RefSeq and is a predicted model, not a curated record. The transcript is spliced from 6 exons. The coding region runs from base 30 to 944 and encodes 304 amino acids. Lineage: Eukaryota; Metazoa; Arthropoda; Merostomata; Xiphosura; Limulidae.
CAUUUUUCUAAUAAAUUAAAGAAUAAAACAUGAUCUCCUUAUCAACGUUAGACGAGGUACGCUUUAAAGACAGAAAAGAAAAUUACAUCUCGGUCCUACCUGUUUCUGUAGAAUUUGGCAAACUACAUAGAGAGGAGAAAAAUUAUCGAAACCCCAGCGGCUGGAAAAAACAUACGACAUGUAGAUUAAAUGAAGAUCAGGUGGCCCCUCUUUCCGACUUACUUUACGCUACUGUGGCUUUGUACAGUACCUGCUUGAGAGAAGUGACGUUAACGUCUAUCUACAAGACAAUAAGUGCAGAAGGAGCACGUACUAUUAUUUUGUUGCGUGAUAAACGAGAGAUUCUUCAAAAGUUGGAGAACCACGGAACCGGUAAUCCUCUUGAGAUUAACAACAAUUCAGUGUCAGCAACCCAAUUUACGAAGACUUCCACCCUACCUGAGAAAGACGAAACAGUUGGCCAACUGGUCGAUCUUAGCAGUAGUAAUGGUAACGAUUCUGCGGUGCUUCUUAACGUAGUAGCUAAAGAACACAGUCCUGUUAAUGUCUUGGACCUUUGGGCAAAUUGGUUGUCGAUAGAUGACUCUGCUAGCGGCCGUGCUUGUGAUAAGAAAGUAUGUGAAGACUCGCGGCUUAGUCAGCUCAGUACGCCCUCUACAUGUGAAAGUGUGAAACUUCCACACUGUGGCUUCGAUAAUCCAAACGAAUAUCCUUUUUCUGAGGUCUUUAGUGAUUCAGAAAACGAAAGAGACAUCAAUAGUGAUAUAAAAGAAGAGGAGGACAUCGACGACUUCUCACGUGGACUUCAAAUAUUUUUCAAUGCUGCAACUCACAGAAAGCGUGAAAGACGGAACAAAUCUUUAGAGGGCGCCCAAGUGGGAAUGGAAAACAGAGUUAUGGCAGCGGCCACCUUUAAGAAAAACUACAGGUUGUUAUAUAAAUAA